Cadophora gregata is the source of this 1392-nucleotide messenger RNA. It is a transcript of the gene TOS1, whose product is annotated as target of Sbf. Bases 1 to 1392 code for a protein of 463 amino acids. Lineage: Eukaryota; Fungi; Ascomycota; Leotiomycetes; Helotiales; Ploettnerulaceae. The record is from RefSeq and is a predicted model, not a curated record. Gene Ontology annotation, cellular component: fungal-type cell wall. The transcript has 6 exons.
AUGAAGAGUGUUUCCUUUGAUAAGCUCCUGGCCUUGAUGGUCGUCUUCUUGCUCUUCGGACUGUCUGUUGCCGAUCUCUGUUCGAAGGGAUCCAAGAUGAUGGAAGGCAACUCGUACUGCCAAGAGGUUAAGUCAGUUAAAUACCUUAAUGUUGGCAAGCAAGGUGGUGUCUACAAAGAAGUCAUUGGUAUGGAUGGAACUGGUACUUGUGAGACCCGGGCAAAGCACUUCGCUGGACAUCUGGCUCCUUUCAAUGAAGAGUUGUCUCUCCACCUUCGAGGACCAAUUGCUGUGAAGCAGUUUGCGGCCUACAUUCCAAAGGAUUCCAAGAAGGAGAAGCGAGGUUUUCCUGACUAUGCGCAUGUUCAUCUCCAGAACGCUGUCCGUCAUUCUCACAUCGCGAAGAGGGAUAUGGUCAUCGCGACUAUCGAUGGUCUAGUUCAGUCCUGGGAGAAUAACUGGUUCGGUCCUGACGCGACAAAUAUUCCUGCCACUACUCUGAUCACCACUGGAGUGAAGGUCGCCGGCGACGUUGACACUACUACGACCACCACUGCCCUCGCAACAACUACCGCUACCACGUGCACUGUUAGUGAAGUGAAAUCAAACAAGCAGUCCGUCCCAACCCUAGUCAAUACUCCUGCUGUAGCAGCUGCAGAUGACAAGAUCGACAACAGUGAUUCAAAAUCAAAGAACGCUUAUUCAAGAAUCUCGUACUAUGACUCUGCCUCGCAGACUGCUGAGAAUGUUGUUUUCCUCGGAAAUCAUGGUGGUCAAGGGUCUGGUGUCUUUGACUACACUUUCGGAGCCUCUCUGUCGUAUGUCAACCAUGAGGGAACAUCUGGCUCUCCUUCUGCUCAGAUUCUUGCCGAUACCGUCAUCCCAUCUGGGAAUGAGAUCGCUAUCAUGACUGGAGAGAAAUGUGACAAGCACAGCUGUGGCUACUCUCGUCCUGGCUCUGUUUCAUACCGUGGAUUUGAUGGUGCAGAUAAAGUCUUCUUCCUUGAAUUUGGCAUGCCCUAUGAUGGAAGGAAUGGCUUCGAAGGCGAUCAACCUGCUGUCUGGUUUUUGAACGCAAAGGUCCCACGUACUCAGCAAUACGGUGGCUGUUCUUGCUGGCCUUCUUGUGGCGAGAUCGACAUUGCCGAGUGCCUUUCCGUUGGCUCUCAUUACAUGAAGUCCACAAUCCAUGCCGAUGCCGCAGGAGGUGACUCAGAUUACUUCAAUCGGCCUGUCAUUGGAACCACAACCAUUGUAACUAUCUUCCGCAAGGAUGAGAUCUACAUUGGUGUUGUAGCAAAUGAGAAGUUUCCAGAAAACCUCAACGGUAGCGACAUUGAUAAGAUGAUCGAGUCGAACACCUGGAGCGAGUCCGAUUUCUCUAUUGCUUAA